Molecule: messenger RNA, 1213 nt
Organism: Pteropus alecto (black flying fox)
Lineage: Eukaryota; Metazoa; Chordata; Mammalia; Chiroptera; Pteropodidae
Gene: NOSIP
Product: nitric oxide synthase interacting protein
Exons: 9
Coding region: 131-1036 (301 amino acids)
Cellular component (GO): nucleus
Molecular function (GO): ubiquitin protein ligase activity
Source: RefSeq, a predicted model, not a curated record
AGGGGCAACUCUACUUCCGGUUUCUUCGACUGUGCGGAAGUGGGCGGAGCUACGAGGGAAAACAGCCUUCCUUUCCGGGGUAGGGGCACAGUUGGAGAAUCAUCGAAGGGACGGAGAGACGCUUCUGAGGAUGACGCGGCACGGGAAGAACUGCACGGCGGGGGCUGUCUACACCUACCACGAGAAGAAGAAGGACACAGCGGCCUCAGGCUACGGGACCCAGAACAUUCGACUGAGCCGGGAUGCUGUCAAGGACUUCGACUGCUGCUGCCUCUCUCUGCAGCCCUGCCACGACCCCGUCGUCACCCCGGACGGCUACCUGUAUGAGCGCGAGGCCAUCCUGGAGUACAUUCUGCACCAGAAGAAAGAGAUCGCUCGGCAGAUGAAGGCCUACGAGAAGCAGCGGGGCGCCCGGAAGGAGGAGCAGAAAGAGCUGCAGCGGGCGGCGGCCAAGGACCAGGUGCGGGGCUUCCUGGAGAAGGAGGCAGCCAUCGUCAGCCGGCCCCUCAACCCCUUCACGCCCAAGACCAGCUCAGGGAAUGGCCCAGAUGAUACCCAACCCGGCCCCAGUGCGGGCGCCACAGGCAAGGACAAGGACAAAGCAUUGCCCAGCUUCUGGAUCCCGUCGCUGACCCCCGAAGCCAAGGCCACCAAGCUGGAGAAGCCGUCGCGCACCGUGACCUGCCCCAUGUCGGGGAAGCCUCUGCGCAUGUCGGACCUGACGCCCGUGCGCUUCACGCCGCUCGACAGCUCGGUGGACCGCGUGGGGCUCAUCACACGCAGUGAGCGCUACGUGUGCGCCGUGACGCGCGACAGCCUGAGCAACGCCACGCCGUGCGCCGUGCUGCGGCCCUCUGGGGCCGUGGUCACCCUUGAGUGCGUGGAGAAGCUGAUUCGGAAAGACAUGGUGGACCCUGUGAACGGGGAGAAGCUCACGGACCGCGACAUCAUCGUGCUGCAGCGGGGCGGCACGGGCUUCGCGGGCUCCGGAGUGAAGCUGCAGGCGGAGAAGUCGCGGCCGGUGAUGCAGGCCUGAGUGCGCCGGGGACCAAAUAAAAGGGCUUGGAGGACACUGGCUGUGCGGCGCCUUCAUUCGCCGCUGGAGCCCCGGGGACGCGGCGGCGGGCGCGCCGGGGUGACUCGGGUCUGAAAGCGCAGGCUAAGAGGAUCUCGUGUGCUCUCACGUUAGAGUAAAAUCGGAAUGGAACGCAAA